Messenger RNA from Trichosurus vulpecula (common brushtail), 330 nucleotides. It is a transcript of the gene RPRM, whose product is annotated as reprimo, TP53 dependent G2 arrest mediator homolog. The record is from RefSeq and is a predicted model, not a curated record. NCBI's taxonomy places the organism in Eukaryota, Metazoa, Chordata, Mammalia, Diprotodontia, Phalangeridae. The transcript has a single exon. The coding region runs from base 1 to 330 and encodes 109 amino acids.
AUGAAUCCCGUGCUGGGCAACCAGACGGAAGCGGCCGGGCUCUUCUUGGCCAACAGCAGUGACUCGCUGGAGCGGGUCCUGCGGUGCUGUACCCAGGCGUCCGUGGUGACAGACGAUGGCUUUGGGGAGAGCGGGCAGGACGAACGGAGUCUCUACAUUAUGCGAGUGGUGCAGAUAGCGGUUAUGUGCGUCCUGUCGCUCACCGUUGUCUUUGGCAUCUUCUUCCUCGGCUGCAACCUGCUUAUCAAGUCGGAGGGCAUGAUCAACUUCCUAGUGAAGGAUAGGCGACCAUCCAAGGAGGUGGAGGCUGUAGUUGUGGGACCUUACUGA